AUGGCUAGUUCUUCUCAUAACCCGGCUAUUCUGUUCAGGAGGACAUUAAGUUUGGCAGAUUCUUCUGGGUUUGUGUUAUGUUACGAUAGCAUAUCACAGACUUCUCAUGCUGUCGUUAAUGAAGUUGUACAUAAUAUAUCUGGAACAAUGGAUUCAAAUAUCAUAUAUAUUGCAUUUGAGACCUUAAAUAGACCUAGUUUUGCUACCAAUUUUAUUGAUGUAAAUGAGAUUGGUUUCUCUAAAGCGAUAGAGACAGUUCAGAGUUUAUUACCAUCCACGACACCUAAUGUCAGGUCUAAAAAUCUGGUUGUUGUGGAUUCAUUAAACCAUAUUGCACUACCUGAUUUGCCUAGUUUUAUAUCUUCGUUGGUUGCACCACAUGUGACUUUGUUGGCUACUUAUCAUAAAGAUCUUCCUGAGGGUUCUCCAAAAAUUGGACUUGACAAUUAUCCAACUGCCGAAACUUUGUUACAAUUCAUGGCUACAUCCAUCUUUGAUAUUGAGCCAUUGUUGCCAAGUGCAUUAGAUGCUACCGAAUUAAGAGAGUCUAUUGAGAAAUUUCAUAUCCCUAGAGGUUUAAAUAAAUUACAAUUUAAAGUUAAUUUCACAAACAGAAGAAGAUCUGGGAGAUCAUUAAUAUACGAGCUAUUAGUCGAUACUCAGACACAUACGUAUGAAGUGUUCCAGCAUAAUGAAGAUGAGAAUCAAGAGGAGACUCCAGAGAUGUUACAAGAUUUGACAACUUUCAAUCUGUCUACAAGUGCAAAACAAAAGGAAGCAAAGGAUCAAGUUGCAUUACCAUUCUUAGAGGCACAAUCCGAAUUUGCAGGUGGAACUGCUAUUGUAUAUGAGUAUGAGAAGGAUGACGAUUAUGAUGAAGAGGAUCCUUAUGAGGAUCCAUAUUGA
Molecule: messenger RNA, 906 nt
Organism: Maudiozyma barnettii
Lineage: Eukaryota; Fungi; Ascomycota; Saccharomycetes; Saccharomycetales; Saccharomycetaceae
Gene: IKI1
Product: Elongator subunit IKI1
Exons: 1
Coding region: 1-906 (301 amino acids)
Biological process (GO): tRNA wobble uridine modification
Cellular component (GO): cytosol; nucleus; elongator holoenzyme complex
Molecular function (GO): tRNA binding
Source: RefSeq, a predicted model, not a curated record